AGUCAGUCAACGGGUAGUCUUUUUUCUUUUCCCACAUUUAUACCCUCCAUGCCCACACAGACUCAACCAAGCAGCAGAAUCUGUUUCUCUGACCAGUAAUCUCCAAGUUCAAAGAUGCCAGCCAUUUUAUUUCCAAGUCUUCUUCUCGCUUUUUUCCUUGCAAAUUUUGCAUUCGUCGCAGCCAGAUUACCUGACGAUGAAUUGGAAGCCUUGCGAGACAUAGCGAAGACAUUGGGAAAGAAAAAUUGGAAUUUCAAUGUAGAUCCAUGCAGUGGAAAGUCGGAUUGGGUUUCAGACCCAAUCGAUCUAUAUGAAAAUAAUGUCACCUGCUCCAAUGACACCCCCCCUCAUGUCGUUAGCAUAGUGCUGAAGAAACAGAAUCUCCCAGGCACUCUCCCACCAGAGUUGGUCAGGCUUCCUUACCUUCAAACAAUUGACCUGUCUCUGAACUACCUCAAUGGCACAAUCCCUGCAGAAUGGGGUUCAAUGAAACUCGUCAAAAUUUCACUGGUUGGAAAUCGCGUAACGGGUUUGAUCCCACAAGAGAUAGGGAACAUACGCACUCUUCAGUAUUUCACUGUGGAGUUUAAUCAGCUAUCAGGAUCUUUGCCUCCAGAGCUUGGGAACCUACGCAGCAUUGAGUACCUUCAUCUUACCUCCAACAACUUUACUGGAGAAUUGCCAGCCACAUUUGCUAGGCUAACCUCUUUGAAAGACUUUCGGAUUGGUGACAACCAAUUCACAGGGAAGAUACCUACUUUCAUCCAAAACUGGACAAAUCUUGAGACGUUAGUAAUUCAAGCAAGUGGCUUUAUGGGUCCGAUUCCAAACAUAAGUGCAUUAGCAAAUCUAAUUGACUUGAGAAUCAGUGAUUUAAAUGGAAAUGAUCAAGAAGAGUUUCCACCACUUAAUAGUAUCAGUAUGUUAAAUAUGAAGACACUGAUGCUAAGGAGUUGCAAUAUCAUUGGAGAGCUACCUGAUUAUUUGAGGCAAAUGACAUCUUUGAUAAAUUUAGAUCUUAGCUUUAAUAGACUCAGCGGAGUAAUUCCUAGCAACUUUUCUACUCUUGCGGGCGUUAAUUACAUGAAUUUCUUCGCAAGCUCUUUAGGGACCAACGAGUUAGGGAUUGUUUCAUGCUUGAGAAGCUCUAAAUGUCAAAAAAAUACAUAUUAUCUCCAUAUUAAUUGUGGAGGAAGUGAAGUAACUAUAAAUGGAAAUACCACAUAUGAAGAUGAUAGAGAUCCAGCAGGACCUUCUAGAUUUUUUGAAGGUGGUGGCAAUUGGGCAUUCAGCAACACUGGUCACUUCUUGGAUGAUGACCGAAAUAUGGACAGCUUUAUCCGCAUAAACGAGUCUAUACUUUCCAUGAAAGAUUCACAACUAUACAUGAAUGCACGCCUUUCGGCCAUAUCUUUGACUUAUUAUGGAUUUUGUAUGGGUGACGGGAAUUACACUGUAAAUCUCCAUUUUGCAGAAAUAAUGUUUGGUGAUGGUAAAACAUAUAGCAGCUUAGGGAGGCGCAUAUUCAAUAUUUACAUUCAGGGCAAGCUGGUACAAAAGGAUUUCAACAUAGUGGAUGAAGCUGGAGGGGUUGGUAGGGCUAUCAUAAAAAAAUUUCCUACAGUUGUGACCAAUGGUACCUUGCAGAUUCGUUUAUAUUGGGCUGCAAAAGGAACAACAACCAUUCCUUCUAAAGGAGUUUAUGGUCCUCUUAUAUCAGCUAUAUCUGUCAAUCCUGAUUUUACACCUCCUGUGGAAAAUGGGGGCAGUACUGGUGUAUCUGUGGGCAUGGUGGUUGGAAUUUUGGUUGGAGUAGCAUUUGCUAUCAUUUUGAUUGCGGGUGUCCUUUGGUGGAAAUGCUACAUAAGACAGAAAAACACAUUAGAACAAGAUCUAAAAGGUUUGAAUUUGCAGAUGGUUUCUUUUAGUUUAAGGCAGAUUAAAGCAGCCACCAACAACUUUGAUCCUGCUAAUAAGAUUGGAGAAGGUGGUUUUGGUCCUGUUUACAAGGGCCAUUUGACAGAUGGUAAGUCUAUUGCUGUUAAGCAGCUAUCAGCCAAAUCAAAGCAAGGAAAUCGUGAGUUUGUUAAUGAAAUUGGCAUAAUUUCUGCUCUUCAACAUCCUCAUCUGGUCAAGCUAUAUGGGUGUUGUAUCGAAGGAAACCAACUCUUGCUAAUAUAUGAGUACAUGGAAAACAACAGCCUUGCUCGUGCAUUGUUUGGCCCAGAAGAAUGCCAAUUGAAAUUAGAUUGGCCAAUGAGACAGAAGAUAUGCAUUGGUAUAGCAAAAGGUUUAGCUUAUCUCCAUGAAGAAUCAAGGUUGAAGAUUGUGCAUCGAGAUAUCAAGGCUACCAAUAUAUUGCUUGAUAAGGAUCUAAAUCCAAAAAUAUCUGACUUUGGUCUAGCUAAGCUUAAUGAAGAGGAUAAUACCCAUAUUAGUACUCGCAUUGCUGGAACUAUGGGAUAUAUGGCUCCAGAAUAUGCAACACGGGGUUACCUAACUGACAAAGCAGAUGUUUAUAGUUUUGGAAUUGUAGGCUUGGAAAUUGUCAGUGGAAGAAGCAACACAAUUAGCAGAACAAAAGAAAAUAGCUUUUAUCUUAUUGAUUGGGCUCUUCUUUUGAAGGAAAAAGGAAGUUUGUUAGAAUUAGUUGACCCGAGACUGGGAUCUGACUACAACAAAAAGGAAGUAAUGACAAUGAUAAAUGUGGCACUACUAUGCACUAACCCUACUCCAGCUGCUAGGCCUAUUAUGUCUUCUGUGGUGAGCAUACUUGAAGGAAAGACUGCCAUUGAUGAGUUGGAUUUCUAAUCACUGGGGAAGUUCUAUCCGACUCUUGAAGAAAGAGCGAGUCAUGAGAACCGAACAGAGAGUAUGUCAAUAUAAUCUUUGCCACUUGUCCCUUCUUCAUCUGCAGCUAACUUCUAUCCUAUCAAUUUGAGCUCUUGUUAUUGGCAAAACAAAGAUUGAAAAAAGGAAAGCUCUACAAAUCAUUUUGAUUUUGACCCUGAAAACAUCUUUAAAUUAAUUUAGAUUUUAGAUUUGUUUGACUCUGUAGAACACAUGCUGUUAAAGCAUAGUCAAUGUUUAAACCAUUGUAUUAUAGUUUGGUAUAUUGGCAUAGAAGUUUAGAUAACGUAAAAACUAUAAACCACAUUGUGAAAA
Messenger RNA from Rubroshorea leprosula, 3165 nucleotides. The record is from the annotation of a GenBank genome assembly. Lineage: Eukaryota; Viridiplantae; Streptophyta; Magnoliopsida; Malvales; Dipterocarpaceae.